UGUUUUCGAUUCCGAGAGAUGCUCCCGCCAUCUCAGUUCAAGCCGACUUUUAAGAUAACACUCGUUUAUUAAUGAAAACAAACAUUGCUAAUACACUUCAUUCUCGCAGUAACUACGUUACAAACUGUAACAAGUUGUAAAGCACAUUUUUAUUACUUUAAAGAUCAAUGCAGUGAUUAGAAAUAAGAAAAAUGUGGGUGUUUAUUGGAAUUAUUGCUGCAUUAGCAGCUCUGGUUUAUUUCUACGUGAAGAAGAUUUUUAGUUUUUGGUCAAAGAGAAAUGUGCCGCAAUCAGAUGUUUGGACUUGUGUCGUUGACAUCCAGAAAACAGUAUUUAGUUCGAUGAAUUUCUUUGAUUUUUGGGAACAGUUUCACACAAGAACCAAAAAUUAUAGAUUUUUCGGGGGAUAUCAAUUUACAACACCAGCAUUAUUUCUACGAGAUCCAGAACUGAUCAAAACAAUGUUAGUCAAAGAUUUCGAACAUUUUCCCAAUCAUAGAGAUUUCGCUGAACCUGACGCUGAUCCAAUUUGGUGCCGGGGCUUAUUUGCUCUUAAAGGUGAAAAAUGGCGUGCAAUGCGUGCUACCCUCAGCCCAUCCUUCACCGGUUCCAAAAUGAAAGCAAUGUUUACUCUAAUUGACAAAGCAGCAAAAGACUAUGUUGAUUUUUAUAAAGCAGGACCAUCGCAAUUUACCAUGGAAUGCAAAGAUUCAUUUACCCGUCUUUCCAACGACAUUAUCGCUACUUGUGCUUUUGGUAUCCAAGUAAACUCGUUAAAGGACCCCAACAAUGAAAUUUAUUUAGCUGCUAAGUCAGCUUUUAAUUUUGGCGGAGUUCUAAUCAUUCUUAAGUUUAUGUUGAGCGAAUCUUGUACUUUUUUUAAAAAGAUGCUAAAGCAGCCAAUUUUUUCGGAAAACACAAGAAAAGUAUUUAGUAAUGUCAUUACCGACACAUUAAAACUACGUGAAGAACAGAACAUUAUUCGACCUGACAUGAUACAUCUCUUAAUGGAAGCCAGGAAAGGUCUUUUGAAACACGAAGACGAAAAUGAAUCAACGCCCAAUGACACAUUUUCCAUGUUGGAACCUUCACAAAUUGAUCGCAAUGAAAAAUUACGCCUGACUGAACUCACUGACCUUGACAUCAUUGCACAAGCCAUGCUUUUUGUUGCUGGUGGUUUUGAAACAGUUGCCACUACUUUGAGCUUACUCGCGUAUGAACUAGCUGUCAAUGUACACGUUCAAAAUAGAUUACGAGAAGAAAUUAAGGAAUGCUUUGAAAAACACAAUAAUCAAUUUAAUUAUAACGCCAUUCUGGGCAUGCAAUACAUGGACAUGGUAGUCUCCGAAUCUUUGCGAAAAUGGCCGACUAAUAAUAUGAUUGAUAGGGUUUGUGCUAAAACCUAUGAAAUUCCUCAUAAUGUUGAAGAUUACAACGAACCAAAAGUAACUUUACAUCCUGGUAAUGUUGUAAUACUCAACGUAUACGGCAUGCAUCGAGAUCCUUCUAUAUAUCCAGAACCAGAAAAGUUUGAUCCAGAAAGAUUCAAUAAUGAGAACAAACAUAAGAUUACUCCUUAUAAUUAUAUGCCGUUUGGAGUUGGUCCAAGACAUUGUAUUGCCAUCAAGUUUGCUCUGAUGGAAAUGAAGACAAUUUUGGCUCAUUUACUGCUUAAUUAUGAAUUGUAUCCCGUUGAAAAAACACACAUUCCUAUGAAAUUAGAGAAAAGUUCUAUAUUUAUGGCAAAGGGUGGCUAUUGGUUAGGAUUAAAACGAGUUGAGUACUAGAUUUAAGAUAGUUAAUAAAUAAAGCACAUAAAAUUUGUUGUUAAAUCAAAAUUGACAUGUCUUCUGACGUUGUAAAAACCAGCUAUCUUUUCUGAUAUACUUUCUAAAAAUAAAUGUUAUGUAAAUAAAAGUGUAUCAUACAAA
Dalotia coriaria is the source of this 1931-nucleotide messenger RNA. RefSeq names its product cytochrome P450 9e2-like. Gene Ontology annotation, molecular function: heme binding; monooxygenase activity; oxidoreductase activity, acting on paired donors, with incorporation or reduction of molecular oxygen. The record is from RefSeq and is a predicted model, not a curated record. The coding region runs from base 192 to 1787 and encodes 531 amino acids. NCBI's taxonomy places the organism in Eukaryota, Metazoa, Arthropoda, Insecta, Coleoptera, Staphylinidae. The transcript is spliced from 4 exons.